AGCCGAGUAUGAUUUCACUAUUAACCAAUAGAAAAUUGACACGUCAUACCCUAAUAGUGUCAGCAAAGUCAGCUAUUUAAAAAGCGAGCUUUGCUUCUUUCAAAGAUCGUCUCUGUAGCCUAUUUUGUAGCCCUCUUCUCCUCUCAGCCGGAGACCCCCAAAAAUCCCUCGAUCAACAAGAGGGAACGAAACCAUGGAUAAUAGGCAUCAACAUCCUACAGUCAUGCAAAAGGUAGCAGGGCAAUUCCUUAGCAAUUCUAGCAUUUCUCGGGAUGCUGGUUUCCAACGUCCUGCUGUGUAUCAAAGGCCUGCUGCAUAUGGAAAUUACCGUAAUGCUGCAUUGCAAUACCAGUGCAGUGCUACUACUGAUUUGUCCAUGGUUCCAUCAGCUGCAUCGCCUAUCUUUGUUCAAGCCCCAGCUGAGAAAGGACAUUUUAUGAUUGAUUUCCUUAUGGGUGGAGUUUCUGCUGCUGUGUCCAAAACAGCUGCUGCCCCAAUUGAGCGUGUCAAACUUCUGAUUCAGAACCAGGAUGAGAUGAUUAAAGCCGGUCGUCUUUCACAACCCUACAAGGGCAUUGGUGAGUGCUUUGGCCGAACCAUCAAGGAUGAGGGAUUUGGUUCGUUGUGGAGGGGCAACACAGCCAAUGUUAUUCGUUACUUCCCUACUCAGGCCCUGAACUUUGCCUUCAAGGAUUACUUCAAGAGGCUUUUCAAUUUCAAGAAAGACAGGGAUGGUUAUUGGAAGUGGUUCGCUGGAAACUUGGGGUCUGGAGGUGCCGCUGGUGCUUCUUCCCUUCUUUUUGUCUAUUCUUUGGACUAUGCCCGUACUCGUUUGGCUAAUGAUUCAAAGGCUGCCAAGAAGGGAGGCGAAAGACAAUUCAAUGGUCUAGUUGAUGUCUACAAGAAGACUUUGAAGAGUGAUGGUAUUGCUGGUCUCUACCGUGGAUUCAACAUCUCUUGUGUUGGUAUCAUUGUGUACCGUGGUCUUUACUUUGGAUUGUACGAUUCUUUGAAGCCAGUCCUCCUUACUGGAGACUUGCAGGAUAGUUUCUUUGCUAGCUUUGCCCUUGGUUGGCUUAUCACCAAUGGUGCUGGUCUUGCUUCCUACCCAAUUGACACUGUUCGUAGAAGAAUGAUGAUGACAUCUGGUGAAGCCGUCAAGUACAAGAGCUCCUUUGACGCUUUCACCCAAAUCUUGAAGAACGAGGGUGCCAAGUCUCUGUUCAAGGGUGCUGGUGCUAACAUCCUUCGUGCCAUCGCUGGUGCUGGUGUGCUAUCUGGUUACGACAAAUUGCAGCUGGUUGUGUUCGGAAAGAAGUACGGAUCUGGUGGCGGUUAAUUUUUGAGUUACUGCUAUUCAGUUUGAGGAGGUGGAGGAUAGAUGGUGAUGAAAUCUUUUGUUGAGUUCUGAGAAACUUGUUUCGGCAAAAUUUUCAGUCAAUAAUUUACUUUUUGAGGGAAGUGUUGUUCCCAUCAAACUCAAUAAUUUAAAUUUUGGAUCAAAAUUGCUCAAAAUUGCAGGUCAAGUUCUAGAGUGGUGGUCAAAUUCCACUGACUGACACAUUUUGGAGUUUCAAUUAUACAAUUUUUUGUUGGAUGUUUUUGAUUAUAUUUACUAUUUGUAAUGAGUCUGAUUUAAAUUUUA
Molecule: messenger RNA, 1645 nt
Organism: Cannabis sativa
Lineage: Eukaryota; Viridiplantae; Streptophyta; Magnoliopsida; Rosales; Cannabaceae
Product: ADP,ATP carrier protein 1, mitochondrial
Exons: 4
Coding region: 194-1339 (381 amino acids)
Biological process (GO): mitochondrial ADP transmembrane transport; mitochondrial ATP transmembrane transport
Cellular component (GO): mitochondrial inner membrane
Molecular function (GO): ATP:ADP antiporter activity
Source: RefSeq, a predicted model, not a curated record